GUGGAUGCAUUGCGAAGAGAACCCGGGCCUCAACGUCGCCCGACAAGGCAGUUUUGAUCCAUUGGGAGAUUUGUAGCGAGCAACAAAGGUCUUGUCUGCAGCUUCUGUGGACGGGGCCAUUCUAGUCAUAGGGCAUAUUUAAGAAGUUCAAUCCCAUAAAAGCAAGGAAAUAAAGAGAUUCACAUCCGGCUCGACGUUUUUUCCAGGCCAAUUGCUAGAAGUCAUCGUACAGCCGUCCUGCUCUCGACGACAAUGGCCACAUCUGAGGACAUCAAAAAUGAGAUAUACAAACUAUCUGUAAGUCCUUUCAUCCUCGAAAGGCGAGGCAACUAUGAUAAGGCAAUCGAGAUUCACAAGAGCGCUAUCGAUGUCCUUGGCGCGGCGGUAGAGAAACUCAGGAAAUCGUCGAAUGUGCGCAAAAUAAAUCGCAAGAUGUUCGAAAGGCAGGUCGCGCUGCAUCGCGAGCGAUUUGCCUACUUAGAGAGUCUUAAGAGCAAAGGUAGUUACGAGGGGAUUAUUUUGCCACCCACAGUACUGGAUUUGAUGCAGGAGCUGGAGAGGGACGAUGGAGAUAACCGUCCUUGGAGUCUGUCUCAGAUUCGAAAGGCGCUCCACGACUAUAGCAAGGAGACACCAACUGAUACCGAGCCACCGUCUCAACUGAAGCCUUUCCUCGACGCGGCAAACUCCACUAAGAUCCCGUUCUUCGCGCCAACACUUCCCUCGUCAGCGGAGACAGUGGUCUACCGGCUCUCUCACUCGUCAGAGCUACUUGAACUCGGUGUGCGAUCGCACUGGUGGUUUGUCAAGGACUCAGCCAACAAGCACACACUUUAUGCUCUGCAGGCGGUCUGGAGCCAGGAAGUGCCCAUUGUGGAGGCUAUUCUACGCCGGGCAGGAGAGUUCCUCCCUCAGAUGGGCGCCGUAAACAUAAAGAUCCGCAAGACGAAAGGGGGCGCUUUCCGUUUAGUGACGAGUACUGUGCCCCAGGCCGGCCAUAUUGUCGAGAUCCCCGACGGAGAGGCGCAACGCAAGGACUGGUCCCCACGACGGUUCAAGUACGGAGGGCGCAGUUUCGUGUGGAAGAGUGGGCGUGCUGACGGGAAGAGUGCGGACGGGGGCCUAUUCAGGUCGUUCUCGUGGGAAACUCUCUAUGAGACGAAGCGUGUGUGGCCGAAAGAAGGAAGCAGAACAGGGAAAAUGGAAGAUGAGACGGUAGGGCCGAGACUAUGCUGGGGAGAGAAAGGUGGAGGCAACGGAGCGGUUCACUCUAUAUACAUGGUAGGAGGGUUAGAUCUCCAAUUUCGAGAACAUCUCCUGGCAUCCCAGUUGGCAAGACUGGUGCGAUGCAGUAACCCGCCGCAGAAGGACUUGGCUGGAGUGGAAAUGGUCUCGGCUGGGGAAAGCAUCCUGUCCCUUGCGGAGUGGGUUUCUUAGGCCUUAACUUUUUAUACUAUAGGCAGUAGCAUGAUCCCCAAGGCAAUUAAUGGAUGGCCGACGAAUAAUUAGCUCUUUUUAAUCAUUCAACAGCUCUUAAAGCUAAUAUUAUUCUGGUCCGGAAAUUGUAGGAUGCCAUCAUACUCCGGCACAUCUAUAAAUGAUCCCCAUCCGACCCGACGGGCGCUGAUCCGCAC
This is a messenger RNA of Aspergillus pseudotamarii, 1634 nucleotides long. RefSeq lists its product as uncharacterized. Bases 253 to 1437 code for a protein of 394 amino acids. The transcript has 2 exons. The record is from RefSeq and is a predicted model, not a curated record. Lineage: Eukaryota; Fungi; Ascomycota; Eurotiomycetes; Eurotiales; Aspergillaceae.